Molecule: messenger RNA, 3616 nt
Organism: Musa acuminata subsp. malaccensis (wild Malaysian banana)
Lineage: Eukaryota; Viridiplantae; Streptophyta; Magnoliopsida; Zingiberales; Musaceae
Molecular function (GO): GTP binding; GTPase activity
Source: RefSeq, a predicted model, not a curated record
UUUCCAUUUACUUCCGUCUCUGCCUCCUCCCUUUCCCUUCCCCAAGCAAUAAAAAGCUGCCAAAUAUACGUCCGCCAAAAGAGAGCGCAAUCUUCUCCGGAAGAGGGGGAAGUGAUAGCCGAGCGAGAUGAUGCAAAUGCUUCGAUUCCGCGGGGGCUCCGCCUCGACUCCGUCUUCCAAGAACGCCCCCACCUCCCCCAGAUCCGGCCCUCGUUCUAGCCCUAAUCCUAACCCUAACCCUUACGAUGCUGCGUCCGCAUGCGUCACCCCCGGAUCGGUCGGCCCGGCCAGGCCCCUGCGGCUGGUGUACUGCGACGACAACGGCAAGUUCCGGAUGGACCCGGAGGCCGUCGCCACGCUUCAGCUCGUCAAGGGCCCCAUCGGCGUCGUCGCCGUCUGCGGGCGCGCGCGGCAGGGCAAGAGCUUCGUCCUCAAUCAGCUAUUAGGAAGGAGCUGUGGAUUCCAAGUAGCCUCAACUCAUCGACCAUGUACCAAGGGACUUUGGAUGUGGAGUGCACCUUUAAAGAGAACCGCUAUUGAUGGAACUGAAUAUAAUCUUCUAUUGCUGGAUAGUGAAGGAAUUGAUGCUUAUGAUCAAACGGGAACAUACAGCAUUCAGAUAUUCUCCUUAGCUGUUCUCUUGUCAAGCCUAUUCAUCUAUAACCAGAUGGGUGGCAUAGAUGAGGCUGCACUUGAUCGAUUAUCUCUUGUUACUGAGAUGACUAAACAUAUCCGUGUUAGAGCAACUGACAGAAUGUCUAUGGUAUCUGAACUUGGUCAAUUUUCACCGAUGUUUGUGUGGCUUCUGAGGGACUUCUAUCUGGAUUUGUCUGAGGAUAACAACAAAAUUACUCCACGUGAUUACCUAGAGUUGGCCUUAAGGCCCAUGCAGGGUGGAGGAAAAGAUGUAUUGGCAAAGAAUGAGAUUCGGGAGUCAAUUUGUGCUCUUUUUCCGGAAAGAGAGUGCUUGACACUUGUGAGGCCAUUAAAUGAUGAAAAUGAUCUCCAACGCCUUGAUCAAGUUCCUGUAGCAAGAUUAAGACAAGAAUUCAGAUCAGGCCUUGAUGCAUUGAUGAAUUUUGUUUUCGAGCGAACCAGGCCUAAACAAGUAGGGGACAUUGUCAUGACAGGUCCUGUUCUUGCUGGCAUCACACAAUUGUUUCUGGAUGCUAUCAACAAUGGGGCUGUCCCUACGAUAUCCUCCUCAUGGCAGAGUGUUGAAGAGUUGGAAUGCAGAAAGGCAUAUGACUUUGCGACUGGGAUUUACUUGUCAUCUUUUGAUCGCACUAGGCCAGCUGAUGAGGCUAUUCUCAGAAAAGUACAUGAAGAUGCUGUUCACAAAUCACUUGCUGCCUUUAAUACUUGUGCCAUGGGUGCUGGUUCAGCACGAUUAAAUUAUGAGAAACUUCUUAAGAACUUCUUCAGAAAGACAUUUGAGGACUACAAGAGGACAGCCUUUUUGGAGGCCGAUAAGAGAUGCUCAAAUACCGUGAGAAGUAUGGAAAACAACUUGAGACAAGCUUGUCAUGAUGCUGAUGCUAGAGUUGACAGGGUGAUUAAGGUUCUGAAUGAUCUGAUCUCUGAGUAUGAAUCAUCUUCACAUGGUCCAAGCAAAUGGAAGACAUUGGCUACCUUCUUAUUUGAGUGUUUGGAAGGACCCAUCAAGGAUGUUUUUGAGAAGCAAUUACAUCAAACUGAUUCAGAGAGGGGUAUUCUUGCAUUGAAAUGCUGUUCAAAUGAAGACAAAUUGGGACUGCUGAAGAAGCAACUUACAGCAAAUGAAAAGCACAGAUCUGAAUAUAUGAAGCGUUAUGAGGAUGCGAUCAUUGAUAAGAAAAGAAUGUCUGAAGAUCUAAGUUCUCGUAUUGUGAACUUGAAAAGCAAAUGCAGCACGAUAGAGGAGUGCUGUAUUUGUCUGUCCAAGGAUCUUGAUGAUGUUAGACGUGAGUCCUCUGAUUGGAGAAAUAAGUAUGAUCAACGUGAUUUGGAGUUGCAAAGAGAAAAAGAGAAAUUCUAUGCUCAAAAAACAAUUCUUGAAUCUAGUUACACUGUUACCGAGGGGAGAUUCGCUGUUGCUCAUGAACAGGUAAUAUCUGCUCAAGAAGAGGCAUUGGAGUGGAAACAGAAAUAUGACAUUGCUGCUGGAGAAGCUAAAGCAGGUCUGGAGAGGUCAGGAUUAGUGCAGGAAUGGGCUAACGACAAGGCACUAGAAAGGGAAGAUGUGAUAAGAGAAGAAUGGGGCACUGAGUUGCUGGAAAAGGAAGAGGAAAUCAAGAACUUGAAUGCAAAACUGGAGAACACUGAGAGCCUCAUUGGUACCAUGGGUACGCAAUUGGAGGAUGUGGAAUCAAAAGUAGCACAUCAUAAAUCAGAACAUUUGGGCUUGAGGAAUGAAAUCAAAGAAUUGCUUGAGAAAGUGGAUUCUAUGAAGGUGAUGGCUCAAUCACAUGAGAACCAAAGCAAAAUUCUGGAACAAGAAAAGGAACAUCUUGAAGAGAAGUUCCUAGCUGAAAUAAAAAAAUUUGAUGAAACAGAAGAACGGAUUAAAUAUGCUGAAAGAGGUGCAAAGAUGGCAAUUGAGUUGGCUGAUGCUGCGCGGGCUGAAUUAGUUAUUAUCCAGAAGGACAAAAGUGAAGCACAACGACUUGCACUUGAACGAUUGGCAGUGAUUGAAAGAGUUGAAAAGAAAAUUGAUAGCUUGGAGCACGAGAAAGCAAAGUUGACGGAUGAAAUAGAGAGGCUGCAUCAGUCUGAUGCCUUGUCGAAGGUUUCAUCACUUGAGAGAAGAGUUGAGGAACGAGAGCAAGCAAUUGAGGAUUUGUUGUGUCAGAGUAAUGAACAAAGAUCCAGCACAGUCCAUGUAUUUGAGAGCCUUUUGGCCACGGAACGUGCUGCUCAAGCUGAGGCCAACCGUAGAGCGGAGGUCAUGUCAUUGCAGCUACAAGCUACUCAAGGCAAACUGGAUAAGCUCCACCAAGAUCUGACAUCUAUACUUCUAGUCGAGACUGCACUCGACAGCAAACUCAGAACUGUUUCUCAUCGUAAACGUUCUAGAGACGAUGACUUCGGUACGGGCUCUAUGGAAAACACUGAAGAUGGCAAAGAUCAGGCAAGAGGUGCGAAACGAUCCAAGAGUACUACCAGCCCGCUGAAGUAUGUUUCCUCGUAAGGUGAUGGUCCGUACAAAGGGAAAGAUUCACGUUUCGUGGAGCCAAGAAAUUCAGGAAACUGAAUCUGAAAAUUGCAUGAAGUUCACUGCUCUGAAACAUAAACAGGAGCUUGUGGAACAUGGAUUCGGUGCAUAGCUGUUCAAACAGAAGAACCCGAACAUGAAGGAAACCCUUUCUCUUUCUGAGAAGCCAUAUGAUUUGUGGGCACUGUUUAUUUUGCUGUCUAUAGAGUCAAUUUUUAAUGCUGUUAAUUGAGUUGUGCAUAUAGUGUUACCCAAGUUUGCUAGGACUGCAUCUUAUGGAUGUGGUUACCAAAUUCCAAUAUGAGAUGGAAACCAAGCACUCAUAAAAUAUGGAAGUCUGGCUUAGGUGUAAUGAUUGAUGAUAAAUGUGGAAACAUGUACAAAGUUUUUCGUCCUUAAGGAGUUUCUUUACUGUAUGGUGUU